AAGAAAUGCACUGACCAAGAAGUGGAUGAGGUUGAAACAUGGCCGCACAGCGGGGAGCCGAGGAUCUGUUUGACAGUAUUCUUUUCGCGGAUGAAAGGUUCCGCGGUGAGGGCUACCAGGAGGGCCUCCAGAGGGGGACCCAGCGGGGCCUGCACAACGGCUGGAGACACGGGGCGUCUCACGGAGCCAAGCUGUCAUCUGAGAUCUCCUUUUAUUACGGAUUUGCGAUCAGCUGGAAAUGUCUGCUGGAGCAUCAGUCUGAUGACAGAUCACGGAAGCGCCUGAAAGCUCUGGAAGCUCUGCUGAAUUUGACCCAGAAGUUUCCCAUUGAUGACCCGCAGUCAGUGAAGCUGCAGGACGACACAGAGAAGCUGCGAGCCAAGUUCAGACAGGUCUGCUCGAUGCUGAAUGUGCCCACUGACUUUAAGGAUUACAUCAGAACAGCUGAAGGGACGUCUUUCUGAGCGACAUAAUGGCCUGGCCUGGCCUGGCCUGGCCUGGCAGCAGCGCCAGAAGAAACAAAGCCAGACUGAGUGGGCCACUGCAGGCCUCACAGGAAGCAGUGGAAGCAGAGGCCAGUGGCUCAAGAACUCAUCCUGGUUCUGUCCUGACUUCACAUCAACUCAAGGAACUGAGGGAACCAAAAAUGGUUUUAAUUAGGAUGGAUUUAUUGUUAUGAUGAGGAUCCUCGGUGCCUGAUGGAGAAGCUGCUGCUUUGUAAACAAGCUUCAGAUCAUACAGCUGAUGUUGCUUCUCUGACUUGAAAAAUGAUUUGUGGUUCUGUCUGCAGUAAACAGACGGUGAGUUGAGUUCUGUCAGUCACCAUACGGAGGGACGGGGCUGUCAGGCCCUGAAUAUUCAUUGACUGGAUGGUGACUGAAGUUAUGGAAAGAAAAAUUCUAGAAAAUGUUCUUCUUUGUCACAUUAUUUCUUUGACCAAGGAUAUUUUUUUUCUGAUAUUUUUUUUAAAGGUGAACCUAAAAGGCUUCGAAAAAGAUUCUUUGUGUGCAUUUUAAUAAAAAAAGGGAUGUCAAACA
Molecule: messenger RNA, 1037 nt
Organism: Poeciliopsis prolifica (blackstripe livebearer)
Lineage: Eukaryota; Metazoa; Chordata; Actinopteri; Cyprinodontiformes; Poeciliidae
Gene: lto1
Product: LTO1 maturation factor of ABCE1
Exons: 5
Coding region: 39-464 (141 amino acids)
Source: RefSeq, a predicted model, not a curated record